AUGACAAAGAAGUCCAAAUUUGUAUUCACUUUUGAUAUAGAUACUGUAUUAUUGAAGUUAAUAGUGAAAUAUCGACAAGAUAUAUAUAGCCGAGGAUCUACUUGUAAAGGAUGGAAUUUAAUUUUAGAUGAAUUUAAUUCCAUUUUAAACAGUUCUAUAGUUCAAAGUCGAACAUUGAAUAAUCGGUUUAAAGUAUUAAGGAAAGAUCUUAAUUUAAGAAUAAGCAAUGAUUUAGUUAAAUCUGUUGGUUUAAAUGAAAAUGAAAAAAUACUUGUGUUUUUAAAUAGUUUCUUUAGUUCAAAAAGUGGUAAGUUAGCAGAGAAAGAGAAAGAAAAAGGUUUAUUGAUUGAUGGUAAGAAAUUAGAUAUCAACUUGGAUAGUAUUGAUUAUGAAGAUGUGCCGAUAGAUGAUUUAAAUCAUGAAAUCGAGAGUGAAAUCAGUAAUGAAAUGAAUAAUGAGAUGAAUAACAAUAUAAUCGACGAUGUCAAUGCCGGUCAAAGUCAUCAAGAUACUCAAAGUCAUCAAAGUAAUCAAGAUCAAGAAGAUGAUCAUGACAAUCACGAUAAUCAAACAGAAAAUGGUUCAAAUGAAAGUCGAAAUAACUCAAAUAGUUCCAUGUCUCCCAAGACAAAUAGAAGAGGAUCUUAUCAGAUGUUACAAUUACAAUAUAAUCAAAUGGAAUUAAAUAAUAUGAUACCUCAAAAUCAAUUAUCGAUGCAAAAUCAAUUACCUCAAAAUGUUUAUCCUAUGUAUCACCAUUCACCCAAUUCUUCAAUUUCUAGUCAAAUAAUCCCUGAUCAAAUGUCACCUAACUAUCAUGAAAUCGAUAAAGAUAAUAUGAACAUGGCUAUGAAUAAUGGAUUUGAAAUGUACUCACCUAAGCAAAACUUAGAUUAUUAUUAUUACGAGACCAAGAAUAGGAAGAAAGAACCUUACAGAGCCAAGAGAACCAAGCCAAAUCCAUCAAUGAAUCUGCCAAAUUUGAAUAGAGAAUUUAAUAGACCAUCACCAAACCUACCACACAAUAGACCACCCAAUCAACCACAAUAUACUCCUAACCAAACACAAUUCCGAAGACUGCCACAUUUGGGUCAACCAAAUGGCCAACUCAAUGGUCAACCGAAUGGUCAAUCAAAUGGUCAACCUAUAAAUCGACAGAAUGGCCAACAGAAUGGUCAACAAGGUCAACAGACUAACCAACCUAAUAAUCAACAGAGUACUCAACAAAUGCAACAAAAUACCCAACAGAAUAAUCAACAAACUAAUCAACAGGUUAACGGCCAGUUACAGAACAACAAUCAAAUGCAAAAUAAUCACCAAAAUACCCAUCAACUGGAAAAACUAUCCAACCAAGCUCAACUUAUUAAUGACUUACAACAAACUCAGGCUAAACAGAAUCAAGAAUUGAAUGAAUUCAGAAAAGAAUUUUUCGAUUUUAAAUAUCAAGUGGGUUCAAGAUUAGAUCAAAUCUUACAAUCUUUACAAAAGAACUGA
Yamadazyma jaroonii is the source of this 1494-nucleotide messenger RNA. Lineage: Eukaryota; Fungi; Ascomycota; Pichiomycetes; Serinales; Debaryomycetaceae. The record is from the annotation of a GenBank genome assembly.